Molecule: messenger RNA, 2333 nt
Organism: Triplophysa rosa
Lineage: Eukaryota; Metazoa; Chordata; Actinopteri; Cypriniformes; Nemacheilidae
Gene: ralaa
Product: v-ral simian leukemia viral oncogene homolog Aa (ras related)
Exons: 5
Coding region: 407-1027 (206 amino acids)
Biological process (GO): regulation of exocytosis; Ras protein signal transduction
Cellular component (GO): plasma membrane
Molecular function (GO): GTPase activity; GDP binding; GTP binding
Source: RefSeq, a predicted model, not a curated record
CGCCUAUCGGGUUCAUCAUCAGCGCUGCACUGCUGCCACGCCAAAGAUCACAGUAACCGGCGUAUACUCGCUGUAAAUCCUCACGGAAGUGAAGUUUGUGGCACAUUUGCUCUGGAACCGACGACAUUGUUCGGGAUGCGGUGUCCGCAAUAGGAGAGAAAGAGAGACAGAGAACAAGGAGGAAUUCCCCCCUUCCCAAGAGUCCUUGUGUGUCUCUGGAUUACCUUCAGUGGUGGAACGAGCAGACACAAAGGGACACACAGAGCGAUACAUGGUCCUUUCCAGAAAAAGCCUGCACCCCGACCCCUCACUCCAGUGACCUUCUGUAUCUUCACGGCCUCCCCAACCCCACCUGUCCUGAUCAAAAACACUCAUCCCUUAACCCCGCCUCAUAGCGACUGUUACCAUGGCAGCAGCCAAGCCGAAAGGCCAGAACUCUCUGGCUCUCCAUAAAGUGAUCAUGGUCGGAAGUGGUGGUGUGGGAAAGUCAGCUUUAACUUUGCAGUUCAUGUAUGAUGAGUUUGUGGAGGACUAUGAACCCACAAAAGCCGACAGCUACAGGAAGAAAGUGGUUCUGGAUGGUGAGGAAGUCCAGAUUGAUAUUCUGGACACAGCAGGUCAGGAGGAUUAUGCGGCUAUCCGGGAUAACUACUUCCGCAGCGGGGAAGGUUUCCUUUGUGUCUUCUCAAUCACUGAACUUGAAUCUUUUGCAGCAACUGCUGAUUUCAGAGAGCAGAUUCUGCGGGUGAAGGAGGAUGAAAACGUCCCCUUUCUGCUGGUGGGGAACAAGUCUGAUCUGGAGGACAGGAGGCAGGUAAACGCAGAUGAAGCCAAAGCCAGAGCUGAUCAGUGGGGCGUUUGCUACGUGGAGACGUCUGCUAAGACCCGCGCCAAUGUAGAUAAGGUUUUCUUUGAUCUCAUGAGAGAAAUCCGUGCCAGGAAGAUGGAGGACAGCAAGGAGAAGAAUGGAAAGAAGAAGAGGAAAAGUCUGGCCAAACGAUUCCGUGAACGAUGUUGCAUUUUAUAGUCUCAGUGGUUUCAUUCUUCUUCUUUUAGGUUUUGCAUAUGUAUCUGUAUGUUCUAUAUUUUGCCCUGUUAUCAAUCUGCAGUGUGUUUUGUGUCAGAUGUGGGUUUGAUGCUUUGAUACAGGAUUGAAAAAGUAUAUUUGACUUCCAAUAGGGAUCUCCUAUGUGUCAAUGAUGAUGAUCAGAAACACAUUAUUGUACCAUGUGAACUUGGAUCUGAAAAGCUUCAAAGUUAGUGUAAUGAGGUUUUUUUUGGCCCACCUGAGUUACUAGCCCCUAUUCUUUCCUAUUGAAUUUGGGAUCAGAUACCCUUCUUAAAAAUAAUAUUUGGCCUUAAAUUUAAAUGUAUGAUACGACAGUAACCCCUGAAGUGUUUAUAUCUGUAGUGUUUGAAAUUACUUAUGGGUAAAGUGAUUUAAAACGGGAACUUCCUGAUGCUUUGGUAAACAUUGUCAGUGGGACAUGCACUUUUCAUCCUCAUAAACCCUGAUCAUUUCAGAAUUAUAGAGGCAGUUAGCGGGAAAGGAAGCAGUUUUUGCAUUUUAUUGUCUAAGCCGCUUGUUAGAAAAAUCAGACUUUUCUAUUCUCUGCUUGCUAUUGGAAGCUUAAAAAUGUCACAGCGACAUUGGGUUUGGUCCAGGUGUGUACUAUGGCAAUAUUGUGCUUUUGUGAUGUGUAAAUCCAAAAUGUCUGUUUGGACUUGUGUGCUUAUGAUACGGACAUCCAGAUGUUUCAAUUAGCAUCUUAAAAAAACAUUUGUCCUUUUGUCUGAUUUGUUUUUAUGUGUAUAUUGGCAGUUUUUGUUCAUUUCAGCCAUUUACAAAAUGCAUUUCUCUAAUUUAAAUAGGAUUCAUUAUUAGUUAAAAAAUGAUGUGAAGAACUGGCUUACUUUUUAUUCUGCCAUAGUGUUUCAUUGCAUUUUAGAAAUGAAAUGCUAUUAAAUGCUAGAUUUGUAGUUGAUCAUAACCGAUUGUUUUGGGUGAAAAAGUAAAGGUUCACUGUUUAACUACUGCUUUCAAGACUCUUAGUAGAAAAGAGAAAAGUGGAAUCACUUGAAUCACGUUCCUAAUUUGUCUCUACAGCUCAAUGGCUGUCUAUUUAUGUGAUGUUAAUAUUUAAAGAAUUAAUGAUCAUACAUCAUUUCAUUCAAAGAAAGAAAUUCCCCCUAUGAAUGUUUGGUUACUGUAAGCAGUAUGAGUUAACUCAAGAACCUCCUGUGAUUCAUGUAAAGAUGUCACACCAAAGGUCAGUGAAGUGCUGGUUUACAGUUGACUUUAUCUGCUGAAGUUUCAUGUAUUAUGGGGUUAU